Notolabrus celidotus (New Zealand spotty) is the source of this 1416-nucleotide messenger RNA. Its product is annotated as fibrinogen alpha chain. The record is from RefSeq and is a predicted model, not a curated record. Bases 1 to 450 code for a protein of 149 amino acids. The transcript is spliced from 4 exons. Gene Ontology annotation, biological process: platelet activation; protein polymerization; blood coagulation. Gene Ontology annotation, molecular function: signaling receptor binding. NCBI's taxonomy places the organism in Eukaryota, Metazoa, Chordata, Actinopteri, Labriformes, Labridae. Gene Ontology annotation, cellular component: fibrinogen complex.
AUGAGGCUGAAGCAGCAGAAUCCAAACAGCCAGCAGCCCCCCAGUCCCAGGAGGACCUACAGGAGGGCCUACAGGAGGGCCUACAGGAGGUCUCAGUGUCGAGCUAAAUCUGAUGUUCCCAUGUGUUCAGAUGACGACUGGGUUUCUAAAUGCCCCUCUGGCUGCAGACUCCAGGGGUUGAUCUCACAGAUGGAGAGCGAGAUGGAGAUGAAACUGAGGAAGGUGUGCAAGAUGGGAAAGAUGUACGAGGACGCCGCUGAGAGCUCCAUGAAGGCAAUGACACACAUCUACAAUCACAACCGGAGAGCCAUCGUCAACAGAUACAUGUUGGAUCUGAAGUUUGUGGAUCGCGCUGAAGGAUUAGGCAGAAACCUCUCCUCACUCCGGACCGAUCCUCCACCUGUCGCAGCAACUCCAGAUUCUGAACCAACAAGUCCAGACACAAAUUGAAGACCUGUACCGUGCAGAGAUUGAAAUUGACAUGAUGCUCCGAACCUGCCAGGGGUCUUGCCGUUUGGGGAUCCCCUUCCACGUCAGUCACCCGAGCUACAAAGCGCUCCAAGGUGACAUAAAGCAAAUAGACAAGGCUCUCAGACAGAAGCACGCCGCAGUGCCUCCUCAGGACCUCCACAUAUCAAGCUGCAGCCUGUAGACCUGCAGAGACCUGUAUCAUCUGCAGAGUACAAGACCAUACCCACGGUCCAAAAGAGAACUGCUCACCCAGUUUGAAGACAUCGGGCAGAACCGGGUCGUUCUGGAGCGGCUGCUGGAGGAGGACUCUGCAGCUGAGGAGGAGGGGAUGUUUCACAGCUGGAAUGAAAGACUCUAAAGGUUGAUUGCAGAGAGUCUGACGGAGGGAGAGGAGGAGGAGAGGGAAGUCAUGACUUCAGUUGUCAUGGCGUGAACUUUAAGAACGGCUGCUCCUCUUUCUUUUAAAGUCACUUUGUGGGUUUCAGAAGUUAAAUUCAAUCAUUGUUGGUUUUAUUUCUGAACGCAUGUUGGAUACACACAGUUAAGACUCCUUCAGGAGGCUUGAACAUAUUUAAAUAUUAGGACUUGGAUUGGGACCGUAAUGACCUCAUGUUUUUGUUGUCCUCACUUCCUGUGUCUAUUCGUAAACAGUGAUCUACUUCCUGUACAGUUCACUUCACCCAGAGAGAGAAGGGGGAAGUAAAUGUACAUGCUAGCCAUAUUUUUCUGGUGUUAUCAGAAGAUUUCAGAAUUUAAGAACUUUUCAUUUUGGUGCAAUCGGGGGUUUUUAAAAAUUGAGGGUGCUGUUUGAAGAUGUUGUGAAACAACUCCUCCGGCUCAGAUCGGUGGAGCAUAUAUGUAGAGGGACAAAACAAGUGAGCUGAGAUCGCCCUGAAGAGGUGGUCUCGGUCUAACAAUCAAACCCUUCACAGCAACCCGACCAAU